ACAUUACAUACAUGCGUGCAUGCAGACGACGAGUGAUGCGAUUAUUUCCACACGCGCUUUUAUUGUGCAUGAUCGACGAGUAUACUAGACCCAGUACGUAUUACUAUGCGACAGCAGGAAGCCGCGAACAGCAAUAGUGUAGUGCUUUCUUGAAUUUUUAAUGCAGUUCGUGUGUUCUUAACUGUUUUCGUUCAAUAAAUAUAACAGCGACGUCUGCCGGAAUCUCACUUACUUUUGGACUACCGAGAGUUUUAAGUUUCAGACCAACAACUAGUGAGCCAUGGCGCCGAAGAAUCCCGUCUAUGGCCCCGUGGAAGUCGUUCAGGACGAAGGCAGCGCACCGACGGAAGAUGACACUGUGACAGCCACCAAUGACGAUGACCCUGACAUGCCAGCCACUGCCGAGGUUCCACCCCGUGAUGUCACGGCCAAGUCUCAGCCUGGAGACGCCUCUAAAGACAGGACCAGGAUCGUCUGGCGUAACGUGGUGCUGAUGGCCGCACUGCAUGUCAUCUCGGUGUAUGCCUUCCUCUGUCUGACCUGGAAAUGCCGCCCUUACACCUUACUCUUUGCUGUUGGCAUGUCUCUCUGCUCUGGCCUGGGCAUAACGGCUGGAGCUCAUCGUCUGUGGGCCCAUCGAUGCUACAAAGCAAAACUCCCUCUACGGCUUGUUCUGGCUAUGUUCAACUGCAUGGCAUUCCAGAAUGACAUCUAUGAAUGGUCUCGUGAUCACCGAGUUCACCACAAGUACUCGGAGACUGAUGCUGACCCCCAUAACGCCACUAGAGGGUUCUUCUUCUCCCAUGUUGGCUGGCUCUUGGUCCGUAAACACCCAAAGGUCAUCGAGAAAGGCUCCAGGAUUGACCUGCGUGAUCUCAUUGAUGACCCAGUGGUCAGAUACCAGAGGAAGUACUACCUGCCUUUGAUGACCUUCUUUUGCUUCGUGAUGCCGACCAUUGUUCCCAUGUAUCUGUGGGGAGAAAGCUUCUGGAAUGCCUUCUGCGUGCCCACCGUGCUACGCUACUGUUUCCUACUCAACUGCACGUGGAUGGUCAACAGCGCUGCCCAUCUGUGGGGGUCUCAACCCUACGAUCGUUUCAUUAACCCGGCUGAGAAUCGCUUCGUCGCUUUCUUCGCCAUCGGUGAGGGCUGGCACAACUACCAUCACACCUUCCCUUGGGAUUACAAGGCAGGCGAGUGGGGCUGGAGAAUUAACUUCACUACCAUCUUCAUCGAUCUGAUGACUGCCAUCGGUCAAGUAUCUGAUAGGAAGAUCGUCACUAAGGCAACCAUAUCAGCGAGGAAGAAGCGCACAGGCUUACAGGUGGCAGCGGUGGGAUGCGAUUAGACAACAGGUUGUCAUUGACGGACUUUUGUUUGCUUCUUGUUUGUUUCGUCAAUUUUGAGAUGACAGAUCACCCUGUUAGUGUUAAAGUUAUGAAAAUUAAUGAUAACGUUGUUUGGUUCUCUUCAUUGUAUAUUUCUUUCAAAAUGUUUGAGGAUUAAAGGCAGAUGUGGAGUUGGUUUGGUCACAUUCGCUUUUCGUAGUGUUUCCUAUAAAAUAGAGCUAAAUUCUGCAAAGUACUACUGCAUGUGUCCAUCCUGUAUGAAAGUCAGUACAUGUGAUGAAUUAAAAAUGACAGUUAAUAAUUAGGUAGUAACAGGUGGAGGGAACAUUUCCUAUGAGAUAUAUUGUGAGAGGUACAAAAAAAAGCGUCCUGGUGGUAUUUGGCACCCUGAUUGAUUUUGAAAAUUGAGGAAUACUGGACUGUUUUGCAAAAUGGCAAACUGUAAGUGUUGUGUAAAUUUCGGAUGAUUACAAUGUUGGAUGAUUGCAAACGUGUGAAGUUUGUUGUGUUGAAUCCUCAUUGUUUUAGAAAUAAAUUUCGUCAGCAUUUUUAUCAGCAUUUUCAUAUGCUUGACAGUCGAAAGUUCUGCAAGAUGACGCAUGCAGUUGAGUUCAUCAUUAACUGUGUUUUUUUUUCCAGGUAACUUAAAUACUAAGUCUUAAACAUGGAUUAAUUUCAAUAAUUACAAAAAAUGAAUAGAAAUAAAAGUUUUAUAUUGGAGCAAUCUUUAUUUUGAUGGAUAACAAUGUUAAAAGACUUUUGUUCAAUAAAAAAAACCAUAAGUUGAAAGAUA
Molecule: messenger RNA, 2142 nt
Organism: Patiria miniata (bat star)
Lineage: Eukaryota; Metazoa; Echinodermata; Asteroidea; Valvatida; Asterinidae
Product: stearoyl-CoA desaturase 5-like
Exons: 5
Coding region: 281-1348 (355 amino acids)
Biological process (GO): unsaturated fatty acid biosynthetic process
Cellular component (GO): endoplasmic reticulum membrane
Molecular function (GO): stearoyl-CoA 9-desaturase activity; iron ion binding
Source: RefSeq, a predicted model, not a curated record